AUGUCAAAACACAUCGACUUCAUUCUCGGCUCGCCGAUAAAUCGAUCUGACGACCGUCGACUCAGUUUCCGUUACUCCCGCGCGCGACUAGUAGCGCCACCUACGGAAUCAGUGAUCCAAGUGACCUCUCACCCAAAAGUAACCUCCAAUGAGUCAAAACUCUCUGAAGACGGACUCUAUGUCUCAGUUUCCGGUCCUCUGACCACGAAAAUAGUGAAACCCUACCAACUUGACAGCCACCGAAAAAUCAUAACCUCAAAUUCCCCGGAGUCUCAGUCCCGGGUCCUCGAGUUCUCGAUACAGGAGCUAAAAAUAUCUGACCCCAGUCUCAUAACCUCAGUCUCUCUGUUGUAUCAUUCGACGACAGUCUGCAAAAUUUCGCCGCCAUUUGCAAAUAAACUUUGCAAGCUUUUAAUAAAAAGAGACUUCAACUUAACCUUAAAAUUGACAUCCGCUACUUCGAGCUCAAUUUUACCUCUCCCACUUCCAAAUCGUUGCGUAAAAAAUCAUAUCAUAACAAUCGACUUUGCGCUCCCCUCUCCUCUCACUUCCGGUCAGUGUCUGGUUCUCGUAAGCCUGAAAAAAAAUUUCCCCGAACCUCAAAAAUCUUCAGGAAGUCUAAAAUUCACUAUGGACCCCAACGACCCUCAUAAUUAUUCAAAAAAAUCAUCAAAGCCCGCGAAGCAGCCGCCAUUUUGUCUCAUAGACCCAGCGCUGCAGAUUCCUGCGCCAUCUACCAUCAGGUCAAGACAGAAACUCGCUGUCGAGCAGAUAGUUAAUGUCAUUAAUGAACCAGCGACAUUUUCUCUGAGAGACAUAACAUUUAACGGAUGGUUCGAAGCCGCGAGACCUCUGAGGCCACUCAAAAUGGCGGCCAAGUCCGAGGGUCAGAUAAUGAUCGAGAAAAAUGAAGUGGUCGCGCUGACGGUCCUUCGAGCCGUUCAAGUUCCAAUUCGAGAAGAAAACUCGAGUGUUACUCCCGUAUUGGUUGUCCAGUGGGGGCAGACGAUAGAGGUCACCAAAAUGGCGGACAAUUGUAACCCAAUAUGGCAGCAAACCUUCAAUUUGUCUUUGCCAAGUGAUUUUGAGGAUGAAAUGGGAAUCAAAUUGAUUCUGUAUGACCAACACCCAAGGUGGGGACUCCAGUGGCUGGGGGAAUCUGUUUUACCGAUGGAGUUUAAUGAAAAUUACUAUGAAAUUGAACGCUGGGUCACGUUGUCCAGGUUGACGUGUCCUGUGGAGAGGUUCGGGUACAAGGAAACCGGGCAGACGAGAAUUUACAUUUGUCUGAAGGUAAAGAAGAACUUCCGGAAGGAAGAAAAGGUCAGGGUUGAUGUGCUGGCCAAGACUGUGCAGAGGUGCGUGGUACCGUAUAGGCUUGAGGGGGUGGGGGAAGAUGAGGGUGAGGGUAAAGAAGGGGAAGAGGAAGUGAUGAAGAUUGUGAUGCUGCUGAGAGCUCUGCCGGUAAAAGUUGGGCCGAUAAUGCCGAGGCAGGCGCUGAAGAUCGGUAAGGUAGAUUACUAUGGCCGCGCGGGACUGCUGGUGAGUUUGUUAUCGGGGGUGGGGAAAGAAGCAUUCGUGGCGAUGGGAGUGUCGCAGGUAAGGCAGGCCGCGGCGUUUGUGGUCACUGUUGGUAAAGAAGUUGAGAUCUGGGACCCAGAGAAUGGGGAGAAGUGGAAAGUUUCUGAUACUGGGUGCUCAUUGGUCAGGAUCACGAGGAUGGUUAAUCAUUCUGGGAUUUGGAAAAAUCUUCAGACGACAAACAUUCUUUCUAACCUCCGUUUCAACCUAAACAAUACAAAAGACUGGCAGGUGAUAAACUCAGCGGCAUCGGCGACUCCACGUGAGCCUCAGACUCUUAGCCUCGAUCUCGAGCCCACGGAAGAGGACGAAGCAAUUUGUGAUGAGAUCGAAAGCUACUUAAAAGAGCACUUGUCCCAGAUGCGCAGUAGAAUGGGUUUCAUCACGAUUUUUAAUCGCCAUGCGUCUUCAGUUCUUCGGCCUUAUUUGCUCAGCUUAUCUUUCAAAGACCAACAAAAAGACUCGAGUUAUUUGGAACAACUUUAUCGCGUUUAUCUUAUAUCCGGAUGUGUUAUUAAUUUACGUUAUGACAAUAAAGAAGAAUUGUUGAACUUUUUUUUGUCAACUAAACUUCAAGAAGUUACUGGUCCCGUUGAAUUUUCAAUUGUUUGUAAUUUACAACGAUAUAUUGGUAAAAUUUGUUCAUUGUGGUUAGUUGUUGCUGUAUUACGUAAUCGUGAAUAA
Molecule: messenger RNA, 2265 nt
Organism: Microplitis demolitor
Lineage: Eukaryota; Metazoa; Arthropoda; Insecta; Hymenoptera; Braconidae
Product: Coiled-coil and C2 domain-containing protein 2A
Exons: 2
Coding region: 1-2265 (754 amino acids)
Biological process (GO): non-motile cilium assembly; protein localization to ciliary transition zone
Cellular component (GO): ciliary transition zone
Source: RefSeq, a predicted model, not a curated record